Limulus polyphemus (Atlantic horseshoe crab) is the source of this 927-nucleotide messenger RNA. RefSeq names its product inhibitory POU protein-like. NCBI's taxonomy places the organism in Eukaryota, Metazoa, Arthropoda, Merostomata, Xiphosura, Limulidae. Gene Ontology annotation, biological process: regulation of transcription by RNA polymerase II. Gene Ontology annotation, molecular function: DNA-binding transcription factor activity, RNA polymerase II-specific; RNA polymerase II cis-regulatory region sequence-specific DNA binding. The annotation marks the transcript as partial. The record is from RefSeq and is a predicted model, not a curated record. The transcript has a single exon.
ACCUACCAAGAGCUUCGGCCGGCAGUUCCAUCAUUACAGGGGAACUUUUUUCCUGGCUUGGAUGAUAGCCUGAUGGGCCGAGCAGAAGCUCUUGCCGCCGUGGACAUCAGCAAGUGUGGCCCUACCAUUAGCACAGGACUACCUUUGAAGCACGACAUGAUGUACGCCCAUCAUGCAGGGAUGGGUGGUGGCCAUGCUGGUUCCACUAGUCGGGUCCAUCACUCUCAAAUGGGGCAUCACGGUAUGGACACGAUGGAUCUGCUGGAGCCACUGUGUCCUAGUUCCCUACCGCCACUGACCCUAACCGCCGAAACUAACGCCGUCAGCUCUCACGCUCACCCACAGCUCCAUGGCCCCAUCUAUUCACACGGCAUGAACGGCAUGAUGAGUGGUCACCCAGCGCUGGCUCAGCAUCACGCUAUGGCCAUGCACGACACCGACACCGACCCACGCGAGCUGGAAGCUUUCGCAGAACGAUUCAAGCAACGACGGAUUAAACUCGGGGUAACACAGGCGGACGUGGGGAAGGCGCUUGCUAACUUGAAGCUACCAGGUGUUGGCUCCUUAUCCCAGAGUACAAUUUGUAGGUUUGAAUCUCUCACCUUAUCUCACAACAACAUGGUCGCACUCAAGCCCAUUCUGCAAGCUUGGCUGGAAGCAGCAGAGUCUCAGGCACGUAGUAAACGCCGCGACCCAGAAUCGCCAGGGGUUUUGCCGAACGGCGAGAAGAAACGAAAACGAACGUCUAUUGCCGCUCCUGAAAAGAGAUCACUGGAAGCCUACUUUGCUGUGCAGCCUCGACCGUCCGGCGAAAAGAUCGCUGCUAUCGCUGAAAAGCUGGACCUGAAAAAAAAUGUGGUCCGAGUGUGGUUUUGUAACCAGAGACAGAAACAGAAACGAAUGAAAUACUCGGCUAGUCAACUUUAG